Messenger RNA from Panicum hallii, 2240 nucleotides. Its product is annotated as beta-amylase-like. Bases 15 to 1838 code for a protein of 607 amino acids. Gene Ontology annotation, molecular function: beta-amylase activity. Gene Ontology annotation, biological process: polysaccharide catabolic process. Lineage: Eukaryota; Viridiplantae; Streptophyta; Magnoliopsida; Poales; Poaceae. The transcript has 6 exons. The record is from RefSeq and is a predicted model, not a curated record.
GUCACGCCGAUUCCAUGGAGCGCCAACGACACCCAUAUAAUCCGGCACGGCGGCACGCCAAAGCCUCAAAGCGUCGAUCGAACACGGCAGAGGAACUGCGCAUCAUGAUCCGGAGCUCGCCGGCGUCGCCGGUCAAGCCGCAGCAAUGGACGGUGUGCCGGAGCUGCGCGGCGGCGGCGUCCCCGCCACCGGUGGUCGCCGUCGCACGGAGGACGGUUGCCUCCGCCCCUCUCCGCGCCCUGACCGCCGAGUCCGCGGAGACGCCUCCUGUGCCUGAGCCUCCGGCAUUGUUCGACGACGACGAUGAGAAGACGAUGCUCGCCAGCUACGUCCCGGUCUACGUCAUGCUCCCACUGGAGGUGGUGAGCACCGAGAACGAGCUGGCGGACGCGGAGGGGCUCCGGGCACGGCUGCGGCGGCUGCGGGGCGCCGGCGUCGACGGCGUCAUGGUGGACGUGUGGUGGGGCAUCGUGGAGGGCGCCGGCCCGGCGCUUUACGAGUGGCGCGCGUACCGGGAGCUGUUCCGGGUCGUGCAGGCCGAGGGGCUCAAGCUGCAGGCCAUCAUGUCCUUCCACGCGUGCGGCGGCAACGUCGGCGACGCCAUCACCAUCCCGAUCCCGCGCUGGGUGCGGGAGGUCGGCGAGGCCGACCCCGACGUGUUCUACACGAGCCCCAGCGGGGCGAGGAACCAGGAGUACCUCACCAUCGGCGUCGACGACAAGCCCCUGUUCCAUGGCAGGACGGCCAUCCAGUUGUACGCCGAUUUCAUGAGGAGCUUCAGGGAGAACAUGGCGGACUUCCUAGACUCCGGCCUGAUCGUGGACAUCGAGGUCGGGCUCGGCCCUGCCGGAGAGCUGAGGUACCCGUCCUACGCGGAGACCCAGGGCUGGGUGUUCCCCGGCAUCGGGCAGUUCCAGUGCUACGACAAGUACCUGGCGGCGGAGUUCAAGGCGGCCGCAGCGGAGGCCGGGCACCCCGAGUGGGAUCUGCCCCGCGACGCCGGGGAGGUCAACGACACGCCGGAGGACACGGGGUUCUUCGCUGCGGAGGGAGGGACCUACCUCACCGAGCAGGGGAGGUUCUUCCUGACGUGGUACUCCAGCAGGCUGAUCGAGCACGGCGACAGGGUCCUCGACGAGGCCAACAGGGCCUUCCUGGGGUGCCCGGUGAAGCUCGCCGCGAAGGUGUCCGGGAUCCACUGGUGGUACAGGCACCCGAGCCACGCCGCGGAGCUCGCCGCCGGGUACUACAACCUGGGCGGCCGCGACGGGUACCGGCCGAUCGCGCGCGUGCUGGCGCGGCACGACGGCGCCGUCCUCAACUUCACGUGCGCGGAGAUGCGGGACUCGGAGCAGCCCGCGGAGGCCCUGAGCUCGCCGGAGCGGCUGGUGCGGCAGGCGCUGAGCGCCGGGUGGAGGGAGGGGGCCGAGGUGGCGUGCGAGAACGCGCUGAGCCGGUACGACCGGUCUGGGUACAACCAGAUGCUCCUGAGCGCGCGGCCCAACGGCGCCGGCGCGCCGCCGCGCCGCAGGGUGGCGGCGGUGACGUACCUGCGGCUGUCGGACGAGCUCCUGGCGGGCAACAACUUCCGGGUCUUCAGGACCUUUGUCAGGAAGAUGCACGCCUGCCUGGAUUACUGCCCCGAUCCGGCCCGGUACGGGCGGCCCAUGAGGCCGCUGGAGCGGUCGGCGCCGGAGAUCCCCAUGGAGCGGCUGCUGGAGGCCACCGCGCCGGCGCCGGCGUUCCCGUUCGACGCGGAGACCGACAUGAGCGUCGGCGGCGGGCUCGCGGAGGCCAUCGACUGGGUGAUCGACAAGAUCGAGUGGAUACUCGGGUAGGAUCAGAUCAAGCUCAGGCAGCCAGAAUACCCCUCUCUCCUCGUGAUCAUCUCGUCAGCAACGUUGGGCUAGCUCGUUCAGCUUCGACGGCAUGACCGCAUGACACCGCGGGUGAUGACGCGCGAGCAGAUAGGACGGAGCCUGUAUCUAGCCGAGAUGCACACGCGUUCCUUCCUGCCCGGAGCACCGGAACAACGGCAAUGCCGAUCAGAAUUGUGUUCUUCCAAAGAGGAAGGAUCUAAUAAGGGUUAGAACAUGGGUGUCAGGUGCAUCCACCACGAGACCACGAUGCGUGUAUAGGGAAGCUCGUACGCGCGCACAGUGCCAGUGCCGCCUCAUCCACGACAGCUAGUACAUUGUGCAAUUGUGCCUGAAGCUUUCCCAUUGAUUAUUCCAGCACGA